GUGAUCUCUAAAAUGUUGCAAUAAUGAAUAGAUCUCGAGUCUGAGAGGAUCCGGUUUAUCUGCAUUGUACAGAAUGAAGCAGAUUUCUCAGUGUUGAGCUCCUCCCACUGGAUUUAAAGACAGACGUCUGAUGUUUUAGCUCAUAUCUUGCUUCAAAUCUGUAUGUGCAUUAUUUCUGCCGUGGAUGUGAAGCUUAAAAACUAGUCUCUAAGACAGAUUUGGACGUGCAAAAUGGCAUCUGAAGGUUUUACUGAGGUGGACUUCACUUGUCCUGUGUGCUUUGACUUUUUCAUAAACCCUGUUGUUCUGAACUGCAGUCACAGCAUCUGUUCAAACUGCAUCCAGGCGUUUUGGGGAAGUAAGGGAAUUAGGGAAUGUCCCAUGUGCAGAGAGAUAUCGACAGUGAAUGAUCCUCCGUUAAAUCUGGCUUUGAAGAACCUGUGCGAGACCUUCCAGCAGGAGCGAAGUCAAGGACCUUCCUCGGGAGCCGAGGCCGUCUGCAGCGCUCACAGAGAGAAGCUGAAGCUCUUCUGUCUGGAUGAUCAGCAGGCCGUGUGUUUGGUGUGUCGAGACUCCAAACUACACACCGACCACAGCUUCUGUCCCAUAGAUGAAGCCGUGCACAAUAACAAGGAGAAACUCAAAGCUGUACUGGAAAACUUACGGGAGAAGAUGGGAAUGUUUGAUAAUUUUAAACAGACGUUGGAUCGGACUGCUGAUAUUAAUAAGGUUCACACCGAAGAAGCAGAAGAGAAGAUCAAGAUGGAGUUCGAGGAGCUUCGAGAGAUUCUACGCAACGAAGAAGUGGCCAGAAUAACAGUGCUGCGAGAAGAAGAGAAGCAGAAGAGUCAGAUGAUAAAGGAGAAGACUGGGAAGACCAGCAAACAGAUCGUAUCUCUCAAAUGUGCGAUCAGAGACGUAGAGCAGCAGAUGAAGACUGAAGAUGAUUCAUUCCUGCAGAACUUUAAGAGCACAUUGCAAAGAUCCCAGUUCAGCCUGCCAGAUCCGGGGAAUGUUGCCGAUUUGCUGAUCAAUACCCAAGAAUACCUGAGUGACCUGAGGCUCACUGUGCUCCAGAAGAUUGACAGCUCCAGGGGGGAGCCCAGUGUGAGGGGGGCCCAGACUAACAGACGGGGCAAUUCCAGAGCGGGGCCCAGUGUCAGGGGGGACCCCACUUUCAGAGGAGGCCAGAACCCCAGCAUCAGGGGGGAUGCCAGUUUUAAGGAGGACCCUACUUCCAGAGGGGGACAACAUUUUAAAAGGGGGCACAACCCUAGAGGGGACCCCAGUUUCAGGGGUGGGCAAAAUUUUAAGGAGGACCACAGGGCCACAGUACUGGGGGAGAACAUAGAUUCAGAGGGGCCCGGAAUUACAGAGGGGCCUUUAAUAGCGAUGGGGCCAAAGCUCCAGAGGGUGCAGAGGAGUUCUAGGGGGGCCCUGAGGGGGUCACGUUAA
Messenger RNA from Carassius gibelio (silver crucian carp), 1455 nucleotides. RefSeq names its product E3 ubiquitin-protein ligase TRIM35-like. The coding region runs from base 232 to 1455 and encodes 407 amino acids. The record is from RefSeq and is a predicted model, not a curated record. NCBI's taxonomy places the organism in Eukaryota, Metazoa, Chordata, Actinopteri, Cypriniformes, Cyprinidae. The transcript is spliced from 6 exons. Gene Ontology annotation, molecular function: zinc ion binding.